UUAAUUUCUUCUUCUCUCAAAGUUUUCUCAGGUCUCAAUCUAAUGGCUUCUUCUGCUUCUUCUUCACGACUUCUCUUAGUUCUCUCUAUCUUUAUCGUAUGGACUUCAUUACAUUUACAGGUAACCAUCACUCGUGCAGACCUCCCCGGCACGUGGGAGCUCCUAGUCCCCAACGCAGGUAUAGCCUCCAUGCACACAGCCGUCACCCGUUACGGCACCGUAGUCCUCCUCGACCGCACAAACAUCGGCCCCUCCCGCAAAAUGCUCCGCAAGGGCCAUUGCCGUUACGACCCCAACGACAAAGUCCUGCAGCGCGACUGCUAUGCUCACUCCGUGCUCUUCGAUCCUUCCACCAACCAAAUCCGACCCUUAAUGAUCCAAACCGACACUUGGUGCUCUUCCGGUCAAUUCCUCCCCGAUGGCACGCUCCUGCAAACCGGUGGCGACUUGGAUGGUUUAAAGAAGAUACGUAAGUUCGUCCCGUGCCGGUCCGACCAGUACUGUGACUGGGAAGAGCUUCAGGACGUCGAGCUUAACACGGGCCGGUGGUAUGCGACCAACCAGAUUCUCCCGGACGGUUCAGUCAUCAUCAUUGGUGGUCGAGCCGCCAACAACAUAGAAUUCUAUCCUCCCAAAGGCGAAGGAACCGUUGAGUUACCGUUUCUUGCUGAUGUGGAGGACAACCAGAUGGACAAUCUCUAUCCCUACGUUCACCUCCUCCCCAACGGUCACCUAUUUCUUUUUGCAAACAGUAAGGCCGUAGAAUACGAUUAUACCACCAACGUCAUCGUACGCGAUUAUCCACCGUUGGAUGGAGGCCCACGCAACUACCCCUCUGCUGGAUCGUCGGUGAUGCUCGCGCUCCAAGGUGAUUACUCCACCGCCGAGAUCGUCGUCUGCGGUGGUGCGCAGUACGGUGCGUUCAUCCUGAGGAGCACGGAUACCCCAGCGCACGGUAGCUGCGGGCGCAUCGUUGCUACCGAUCCUGAACCCAAUUGGGAAAUGGAGGACAUGGCAUUUGGUCGGAUUAUGGGGGACAUGGUGAUGCUUCCCACCGGUGAUGCGUUGAUCAUCAACGGUGCUCAGGCAGGAACGCAAGGCUUUGAGAUGGCAUCCAACCCGUGUUUAUACCCACUCCUGUACCGGCCAGACCAACCUGUCGGAUUACGGUUCAUGACUUUGAACCCCGGUUCCGUUCCAAGAAUGUACCAUUCGACGGCGAAUCUGCUGCCAGACGGGAGAGUGCUCAUCGCCGGAAGUAACCCUCAUUACUUCUACAAGUUCGACUCCGAAUUCCCGACGGAAUUGAGAAUCGAAGCUUUCUCGCCGGAAUAUUUGUCUGCAGACCGUGAGAAUCUCCGACCGGUAAUCGAAUUAUCUCCGGAGAAGAUUCGUUACGGUGAGGGUUUCGAAGUGGUGGUGUCAGUUCCAUUGACAGUGGUGGAGAAGAUGGAGUUGAAUCUCGGGAGCGCUCCCUUCGCGACGCAUUCGUUCUCACAAGGUCAGAGAUUGGUAAAGUUAACAGUGACGCCUGCUGUGCCCGAAUCGGACGGUGGAGGACGGUAUAGGAUAGGUUGUACGGCUCCGAUUGAUGCAAAGGUUGCUCCGCCUGGGUAUUACAUGGCAUUUGUCAUCAACCAGGGCGUGCCAAGCGUGGCGAAGUGGGUACAAGUGGUCCCUUGAUCUUGUCGGCAUUUGAUGAAUCUUAUCGACCAUU
This is a messenger RNA of Telopea speciosissima, 1717 nucleotides long. Its product is annotated as aldehyde oxidase GLOX. The record is from RefSeq and is a predicted model, not a curated record. The coding region runs from base 43 to 1683 and encodes 546 amino acids. The transcript is spliced from 2 exons. NCBI's taxonomy places the organism in Eukaryota, Viridiplantae, Streptophyta, Magnoliopsida, Proteales, Proteaceae.